UUGGAAACUGUUCCACUCAACGGGCAUAGUUGAGUCGUUUGUGCGGUCAAACUAUCGCGUUCGAAAUUCGAAAAGCAGUGGGGGUGCGGCUGAUUGGCUCGUUUCGCUUGAUACUGUGUGUAACGAUUCGGCCGCGGGCGGUCGAGCGUAGCGCGCUAAACGGAGCUUUUUCUAAUAAGCAACACGAGUGCGAAUGACUUACUCGUUUUAAAUUUAAUAAUAUAAUAAUAAACGGUAAUAAAAAAAUAAUAUAUUAUGUGUAUUUUAAUCAUCAAUGGCAAUAAUCAAAUGUUACAGUGAAGAUAACUAUUGAGUGCCAGUGUUAAUUUUACUAAAUAAAAAAAAAAAACGAACAACAUGUCAUCAGUGCAUUCAGAUGAUGAUCAAGAAGAGAUAAACGUAGACUCGGAUAGUAGACUAUCAGGCCAAUGUGACAGAAGUAUAGGUUCCGAUGAUAGAGAUUCCGAACACAGCUACCACGAUAGGUAUCAUGAUUCUCCAAAUGACCAUAUGACUGAUACACAACCUAGAGUAAAUUUACCCUUCAGCAUAUCUCGACUCUUAGGGAAACAAUUCGAAGAUAUAGACAAACGGCGAAAUUCUAGAGAGAGUGAUGAGAGAAGUGACCAAGACACUGAAUCGGAAAGUGCAAAGGACGAUACUAAAGACAAUACAAGUUUACCGUUAAAUUUUGCUCACAACCCCGGUCUCUAUCCUAAUUCCGGUCUAUUAUUGAGACCGGGUUUAGGAUUAGGAGCUGGAUAUGGAUUUUCUAGUAAUCCUGGAGUAGUAAGAGUGCCGGCACAUAGGGCUUUGGGAGCAUUAGGUGCUUGGGGUGUGGCGCUAGAUCCUAUGAGGCAAGCUGCAGCAGCCGCGUUUGCACACCAAGUGGUUAAGGAUAGAUUAAAUGCAUCAUUCCCUAUCACGAGGCGGAUUGGACACCCGUACCAGAACAGAACGCCUCCAAAACGGAAGAAACCCAGAACCUCAUUCACCAGGCUUCAAAUAGCAGAGUUAGAGAAAAGAUUCCACAAACAGAAGUACCUGGCGUCAGCGGAGAGAGCGUCACUAGCGAAAACUUUGAAAAUGACAGAUGCGCAAGUGAAAACGUGGUUUCAGAACCGACGGACUAAGUGGAGACGCCAGACUGCUGAAGAACGCGAAGCUGAGCGUCAAGCGGCUAAUCGCUUGAUGCUCUCUCUCCAAGCUGAAGCGUUAAGCAAAGGCUACAUGCCUGAACCACCACCAGGGGCAGCUCCGCUAUCAGCGCUUCAUUACCAACCUCCUAGUAACACUGCACCAGCGCCACCCACAAAUACAGCGUUAAGCGCUUUACAAAACUUACAGCCCUGGGCUGGAAACCAGAAUGGAUUUUUGAACGCCCAGGCAGCGACAGCACCACCACCUCAUCCACCACCCGUCGCUUCACCUAUAUGUUGAAAUUUAACACAAUUUUAUAUCGGAAUAGUCACGUGAAAACUUGGGUCAAGUUCUGUAUAAAAGAUGUUAUAAUCCCCAUAUUAAUAAGUCACGAGAUCCGCUCUCAAUUGUAA
Messenger RNA from Galleria mellonella (greater wax moth), 1553 nucleotides. RefSeq names its product T-cell leukemia homeobox protein 2 (gene C15). The record is from RefSeq and is a predicted model, not a curated record. The transcript is spliced from 3 exons. The coding region runs from base 358 to 1440 and encodes 360 amino acids. Gene Ontology annotation, biological process: regulation of transcription by RNA polymerase II; animal organ development. Gene Ontology annotation, molecular function: DNA-binding transcription factor activity, RNA polymerase II-specific; RNA polymerase II cis-regulatory region sequence-specific DNA binding. Gene Ontology annotation, cellular component: nucleus. NCBI's taxonomy places the organism in Eukaryota, Metazoa, Arthropoda, Insecta, Lepidoptera, Pyralidae.